Messenger RNA from Gigantopelta aegis, 7422 nucleotides. RefSeq lists its product as uncharacterized. The coding region runs from base 147 to 2630 and encodes 827 amino acids. Gene Ontology annotation, cellular component: axoneme; ciliary basal body. The transcript is spliced from 10 exons. Gene Ontology annotation, biological process: microtubule cytoskeleton organization. Lineage: Eukaryota; Metazoa; Mollusca; Gastropoda; Neomphalida; Peltospiridae. The record is from RefSeq and is a predicted model, not a curated record.
CGCUGACGUCAGUUGGUAGUAACCAAAAUGGCGGCUGACGUGUCUGAACAAAAUUAUUUAUAUUAAAAACAUCCAAUUUUUCUUUGAAAAUUAUGGAAUGCUAGACUUUCAUCGUGUCAGGGCGCAGGUCUUGAAGAUAAACUAAGAUGGCUGGUACUCUUAAAGGCAGUUUAGGUCUCAAAAGCAGUCCACUGGCACCAACAUCUGCAAAGCUGACUUCUCAGUACCUUGUUCUGGAUCACAUGAACAAUCACUACAACAAAAUUGCAAAAGCCAGACCUGCCAUUGAUAACCAGCCACCUAAGUCUAUGCUAUGCAGCCAGAAAGUUCGUGAACGGAAGCAAAGAGAACAAGUUAUUAAGUAUGGUCGACCAUUGUCAAGUAUGUCCAUGCGUUCCCUCUCUACCCCUGCUAAUGCUAAUUACUAUACAAUGGAGGAUGAAACGUGGUUUUUUUACCCUCAUCAGGGGGAACCAGAAGACGAUGAAGACCGAUUGGUGUACAACAUAAUGAAGAGGACCCUGCAGCAAGAGCCCGAGGAGAGUGCUCAGGCAACGUAUGGGUCGGACUCACACGACCACGAACACAGAGCAAUGGAGGAACACUUCGGCAAAACAGUCAGACACGGGCAGACAUCGCUGCUUCGCGAGAACCUCAACAAACUUCAGCGGCCCUGUUCCGCGAGGUCGUCCCGAAGUGUCAUGAGCAACGCCUCGAGGACAAUCCUAAAUCAGGCGAAGAAACCCGGGACGUACGACGGCGAUUUGUUGGAGAAGAGAGCUCACGUUUUCACACAGUCAGGGAGGGCUUUCACGCCACGGACUUUGAAGUCCAACAGACAGUCGCGGUUAAAAGAAUACAAGUAUUACACUCCACCGCCGAAGAAAAACCAUGAUGGGGACAUGGAGAAAGAAGGGAUGGGUGAUACAGGGGAAUCGCCAUCCAUGCCUCGGCCAAAGCCGAGAAAACUAGGCGACACUCAGAAGGGCGAAAUGAUGGAGACCACUCUGAUGUUUGAGAGUUUACAAAGCCGUGACUACAGCUACCUGAACAAGAAGCGACAGGAAGGCGUACCCACGUUGAAUAUAUCAGUGGACAAAGAUCACAAAGAAUGGUUGAAAGAACAGGCUAACAAAGCUCAUGUGCGGAUGAAAAGCGAUAAGAUGUCCAGCUGUAGAGAAGCUGCUUCUGAGGGCGACACUAACGAGAAUGGAAAGACAUUUCUUGGCGAUGAAAAUGUUUUAACAUUUGGAAAGUCCUCAAAAUUAUUUGACAAAAAGCCAUGGAAAAGUCAAAGAUUAUCCGAGGUUGAAGAAGAACAGCUGUAUGUUAAAUUUGCUCAGGAUAUUACAAAAGAUGUCCUAAACAGUGGAAUCUGCUCGGACAAGGUAUUGCAACAGAUGUUUGACAGACAUCUACAAAAGAAUCAGCAUGUCCUGAAAAUGACCAGGAUGCGUACAAUCCUGUCGAAGCUGAGGAUAGACUUGGGCAUCAGAAGAGACAGUGUUGGUGUUGGUAAUGAUCUGGGGAGCGAGAUGACAACGGUGUCCUCACUGGAACAUCACGACAUGCUCCAUGUUGACAGUGGAACGAAUGCGAUAAAGGGGAACGACCGUGAGCACAGCGAGACCUCAUCUACAUCGUACAAGUUUGACGAGACCACCGAGAUCGUUAGCACAGUGAGGUCACAGAGAAACGAUGACGAGCUGGACGGACUGAGCACAGGUCAGGCUCUGGAGCAGUAUCAGAUGGAUAUCACUAGAGCCGACAACGAGAGCAGAAGUGAGGCAGACAUAGGUGAAAACGCUAUGGGUGACAGAAUGGUGAAUGGCCAUGUGGCAGAUUUGAAAUCUCGUGGAGACCUGCAUCUGGCAGAUUCUGAUGAGGAGAUCUUAACACCCACAAACUCGCAAAACGGAACACCAUGGCACUCGGUGCAUGUAACCCCCUCAACCUCCUCGCAUUCGAUGCACGGAACACCCAUGCAUUCGGUGUCGACAACACCCACUCGUGGACCGAGACCACGUCCUCGAGAUAGAAGGCAUGCUGCUAGAGGGAAGAAAGAUGCUGCUGCUGAUGACGAAUGCUCCAGCGUGAAGGGUUCUGAAGCCUCGAUCUGCACAAGUGAUCAGAAGAUCAAUAUAGAACCUCACACGAAUGAUACAUUGGCCAAACUGGUGGAUUCACCCAAACAGGUGGAUUCGGCCACCAAUGUGACAAGACCACGUGCUCGCGCCAGGAGGCAUCACUCACGAGAAGACAGCCUUUCAGCUGCAGAGGAAGAACUGUCUCAUCACGUCAGAGGUUCUGAACCACCAAACUCUAGAAAUGUGAAGCUGAACGCAAAAAACAACGAUGGACAUGAGUUGAUUCAACAAGAAUAUUCUUCACCGAAGCUUGCAGACAAACUACACACAAGUUUGUCCAUUCAUGACUCUCAGUCCAAGCAAAACCAGGACAUUGUAUGUAAGUCCAUGAAACAUGAUGCAGAAGGGGAUCACGAGUCGGUUACAACCAAGGAGGAGCAUGAGCAAGAUGAUUACGAUGAUGAUUACGAAGAUGAUUAUGAUGCUGAUGAAGAUGAUGCACAUGGUGACACAACUCACAGAACAUCAGAUGAUGACUUUUAGAAAUCAGUAUUGGUUCCUGUCAUGUGAUAUUUUUUGCCUGUUUGCAUUUGUUUAUAUCAGGUGAUAUUUUUAGAUGUCUGCAUUUGUUAAAGGAUCACACCCUAGUUUUAACCCGUAAAAAAAAUGGACAUAAAGUUUACUUAAUUUACAAACCUGUAACUCAUUUGGAUAAAGUUACAAUAGAGUGAAAGAUGAGUCUGUGAUGUUAAAACGGAAAAUAUCCUUAAAAAUAGACCAGAACUCAAAUCAAUAAGCCGCUACUUCUCGGACGCACGUUUUAAAAUAUGAAAAAUGCAUUUUUGGGUAUUAGAAACACCAGGAUGACCAAAAACACUUCGGUUCCAUGGAAAUGGAUAAUCUAAAGAAUAAAAUAUAAGUAAUGUUUGAUUUCAGUUAUUAUAAAUGGCUCUAAUAGUGACAAAUAUGCUACAGUGUUUAAAAACUAGGGUCUGUCCCUUUAAUGUGAUAUGAUACUUUUACAAGUCUGUGUUUGUUAGUGUCAUAUGAUACUUUUACAAGUCUGUGUUUGUUAGUGUCAUAUGAUACUUUUACAUGUCUGUGUUUGUUAGUGUCAUAUGAUACUUUUACAUGUCUGUGUUUGUUAGUGUCAUAUGAUACUUUUACAAGUCUGUGUUUGUUAGUGUCAUAUGAUACUUUUACACGUCUGUGUUUGUUAGUGUCAUAUGAUACUUUUACACGUCUGUGUUUGUUAGUGUCAUAUGAUACUUUUACAAGUCUGUGUUUGUUAGUGUCAUAUGAUACUUUUACAUGUCUGUGUUUGUUAGUGUCAUAUGAUACUUUUACAAGUCUGUAUUUGUUAGUGUCAUAUGAUACUUUUACAAGUCUGUGUUUGUUAGUGUCAUAUGAUACUUUUAUAGGCCCUAAAUUAGACGGCAAAAUGAUGGGGAUAUUUUCACCAAAAGUCAUCUCUGGUGACUAAAUGACUAAAUUAUGAGAUGUCUUUUUUAAAGUUGAAGUAAUAUUUUGGACCUAAUCCAAUUUCAAAAAAAAAAUAACACAACGAAUGUCAAGAUACUGACUUGUUUGGUGUCUAUUUACUUUGGCAUGAGACUGUACAUUGCAGUUGACUGGUUCUUGGCUAUAUUCAUUUCAGUAAUGCCAGAAAAUACUAAUUAUUACUUUCAUUUUAACAUAAUGACACAUUAAUUAAUUAUCAAUUACUUAAAACUGUUGCAUUUUGAAUUAAAAUAUUCAACUGCUUUGCUUGACGAAACACCGAUAAAUGUUCACUUAGGCUAUUUUUAUCAAACAUCUCCCAUUUCUGCUGGUAAGACAAAAGUCACUUCUACUUUAACAGUUCUAGAUUAGGGCCUGCUUUUAGCUGUUUGAAUUUAAUGUCAUGUGAUAUUUUUGCUGUCUGUAUUUGUUUAUAUUUAUGUCAUAAGAUAUAUUUACCUGUCUGCAUUUGUUAAUGUUAUGUGAUAUUUUUAGCUGUCUGGAUUGUUAAAUUAAAUGUAAUAUUUUUAGCUGUCUGCAUUUGUUAAUGUCAUGUUUUGAUAUUUUUAUGCCUCAAACUGCUCAUUUUAAUCCGUCCAUGCUGAUCUCAACAAAAUACUUUUAACUUUUUUUUAAGCAUUCAAGGUUGAUAACUGAAAAUGUCAUAAAUGCUUUAAAUAUGUAGAUUAUUUUGAUAUCAAAUAUUUGUUAAAGUAAACUAACCUGUGGGUAGAAUUUAUUGAUCUUAUUGAAAUAUAGGAUGAGUAAUUGAGAUCUGAAUAGGUUGAAGAGGAAUUAAAAUUUGUAUGAAGAAUAUUCAGUACAACUUUAAAACAUAUACAUGUAUAUUUAUCAUCCAUUAAAGGCUUUUGUAGGAGAUAUCGCGUGCACUAUAAUUUGCAAUAUUUUCACAGGAGAUAUCGCGUGCACUAUAAUUUGCAAUAUUUUCCUAGGAGAUAUCGCUUCUUAUAAACUUGAUUGGUCAAAUUUUAAUCACAAGACAUUAUUUUGUUACAUCACUGUGUAUGUUUCAGCGUUAACAUAUUAUUAGUGACGUCACACCACUGUCGUUCUGUUAGUUAACAAAUCUACCGCUGCCAAAUAUAGUGACAUUCAACCCACAUUACUGACAUUGUUUACAAUUGUUGCAAUGAAAAGAAUGAUAAUGGAUGAUAAUAAUAUACAUGUAUGUAUGUACAUAGAUAUAUAUGAAAGGUCCAGAGGAAUAACCUAUGAUGUCACACUUUUGGUAUAUUGAGAUAAUUUCAUUUUAAAGUUUACAACUUUGUAGUAAAGCAAUCAUGAAAUAUUUAUACAUAAGCAUGCAUGUUUUACCAACAACCCUUAAUGGCCUACCAUAAUUGUACAUUUUUAUUUUAUUGUGUUACUGUGACCUUGACAAACAUGACCUUGAUAACAUUGACUCUCUGUCUGAAUAUCACGUUAUUCCAUUGUAUUAUAUAUUUUUGAUAAUUAUAAAUAUGACGUCUGAUUCACAAUGACUCCACAUUUUUAUGUUUGUUUAACUAUUUACCAUAUGUAAUAACUAACUCGACGAAAAAUAAGGUGAAUAACUAUUACCUGUUAAAAGUAUGCCUGUGUGACCUAUUUUGACAUAACUUAAGUGAUUUCUUCAUAGCUAGUAUGGCUUUUCCUAAAUGCAUUUUAAAUACACUUAAAUACACUUAUACCGUGUGAAUUAGUAUGUUAUAUUACUGCAGUAGUUUGCAGUUAAAAAGUUCAUAUUCUAAAUAUGGGUAAGAGCACAUCAUCGACAAAUAUGUCAAAAGUGGAAAUUGUAGAUUAUUCCCUUGGACCAUAAUUAUAUAAGUGUGUCACUCAGUCUGGUCAGAAAUAAAUCUAACUUUUGAGUAUUAUUCUGUUGUGAUAGAAAGUGCGUAUUAAUUAUUCUGUCUCAGUGUGUGUGUUUUUACUUUCAUAAUUAUUUUAAUAAAUGUAAUGUAAUAAAUAAAUGAUUAAAUAAACCAUCUGGCAACUGAACAUGUGUAUAGAUGCUCUUUGCGGGCCCGGAUGCAGGAUUUCUGAAGGGAGUGGGGGGUUCAAAUGUUAUGACUGAUCUCUCCUUUUACACAGAACAGUUAAUAUAAUCACGUUUCCCCUUAAAGGUUUCCCCAUAAAGGUUAUUGUCGGUUUUCAAAUGGAGGGGGGGUGGGGGUAUUUGUACAUUCUUAUUGAUAGCAGUUCAAUUCAGCCAGACCAAGCAGAAAAGCGUCCGGCAAACUGGUUUAUGCAAUUCAUGUUAUAAUGAAUGAUUUGUUAAAUCAAAAUCUAGGUCAUUAACCUCGAUUGUGGGUGGGGCCCAUGCUGACACUUGAAUACCAGCUGCUAUGAAUGUUUACUUUUGUUUGAUGAAUUCUAAAAAUGUUCAUAAAAAUGGUAUUAAACUGAAAGUUGUGUAGUAUUCUCUAUAUAUAAUAUUAAGUCAUCAGUAUUACUACAUUAAGUACCAUUUCACCAUUUCAAUAUAGAUAAAUUACACCAAAUUUAUGCAUAAAACAUUUGUUGUACAUAUUCUAGUUGUUAGAGAAUACUUGUUAAUUAGAGAAAUCUUUCAGUACCAGUAUAUAUUUUAUUUAUAUGCAGAAUGAUAAAAUGUGUACAUUAAUGGACUGUGAUCAAUAUGUUUAUAGUGUGUUAUUCCUCUGUUCUGUCUAUCAAUAUUUAUUUUAAAUAUAAACUAUUAUUUUAAUUCUGUUUUCAAGCAGAUUGUGAAAUUUCUGUCCUUGUUAAAACCAUUAAAUAACAAUGUUACACCAUUAAAAUGUAGUGCCUUUUGUUAUACUGACUUAAAACUUCUGUUACGACUGUGCCUUUUCAGUGAUAGACAUACUGCUUGUUUUUGUUAUUUAACACACAAUUUUUGCUGCAAACCACAACUGAUAAUUAUUAUACAUACAUUUGAUGAUUUAAUGACUGCCAGAUUUUUAUGUUAUAUGUAUAUUGCUGUGAUAUUUUAAGAUAAACCUUUUUUAACCAUUGUAGCUGAAAUAGUUACAAAAUAAAACUAAUACACAAAAAACCUCACAUUUAUGCAUUGUGUGAAUUUAACAUGGGGAAGCAGAUCCCUAACAGUUAUGUUUAUAGGCUGUUUAGCAAAAACUAGUUAGACCCAUAAGCGUACGAGACAGAGGGGUGGGCAGGAAGGGCAAUUGCCCCCUGGUGAUAGAGCAAAACCUCAAAUUCUGCAAAAAUUAUAGACAUAUUCAGCAAAAGUGUGUUACUCUGAGACCUUUUCACCAUGUAUUUCCAUCAUUGUACACUCAAAAUUAGUUGUAAUCCAUGUAAAAAAUGCGUAGUGAUUCGUUUGCAACCCUAUUUUGGCAGUAAUGUUAAUACGAAAAGCUGUUAUCCAGAUUCAGGCAUUUUCUUUAAAUUCGGGCAAAGGGCAGCCUGCCCUCCUACAAAAAUGGGAGCCUAUGGUUAGACCUACAAAGAUAAAAAUAAUAAUAUGUGAAUGGAAAAAUAUAUAUUCAUUGUCUGGCAUGAUAUCAAAUUUCUAUGCUCAUAGGCCUACCGAUUUCAACAUGUUUCUCAAAGAACGCUUGAUUUGUGGACUGCUAUAAAAAGUAGCACAUUAAAAACAUUGAAACAUUGAAAAAUAAGAGAAAAGCCCAACAUUUCCCAUAAAUUGUACAUGAUAUGGUGCAACAGAAACAUAUAUACUGCUGUUCUUAGCUUUACCUAUUGACAUGUUUGGAGCAUUUCCUUUUAAAUUAAUUGUGAAUGAAUCUUCACUUAAUAAUCUGUGCAAUGAUUUUGAUUCUGUUAUACCUAGUUUGUACUACUGAUCUUAAUAAAUUGUUUCCGUCCAUUA